UCUCUCCGCUAUAAUGGAAAACAUUACUGUAUUUUAUUAAAAUAAAAUAAAUUUAGGUUGAAUUUUUGUCAAGUGGCUAAUUCCUUACCAUUCUUUAUUUUACUCUUAAUUAAUUAAUUAAUCAACCUUAAUAAAAUUAAUUAAAUAAUUCUCUUAUGACCAGAUCUCCAUAAGAAACACGUUACCAUUUGACCACCUCUUCUCUCCUUCCCUUAUCUUUUUUAUACUAUUAUUUAUACAACAAUUUUAUUAACAUCUUCUUAAUUCACUAUUUUGUGUGUUUGAUUGAUUCUUUGAAGCAACCAAAGAUGAUGAACAGCUGUGGAAUCCAACAAAACGCUUUUGAAGAGAUGAAGAGAAACGCCGUCGUUUCUGAUCGGAGAGACGCCGUGAUUUGUCCUAAACCUCGUCGUCUUGGUGUUCUUAAUCACCACUCUUCUCGAUCUCUCCGAUGGCAACUCAAUCAUCAGAUGGAAUCAUGUGAAUCGAAUUCACGAAGUGAGAUUUUGGAUUUCAUCCUCACAAAGGGCGGUGGUGAACAAGAUGAGACGAGGAGGGUGAUGACGCCGCCUUUGUUCUUCACAGGGUCACCACCAAGUAGAGUUUCUAACCCAUUAACAAAAGAUACACUUUUUCGAGAAGAGCUUCUCGUGGUGGCUUCUCCGACUCCAUCGACUCCACGAGCAACCAAACCGCAGCCACCGUCUUCUCCAAGGAACGGCAGUUGUGUUAUGGCGGCGACGAGUUUCGGGAACAAUCCCGUGGUUCGUGUUGUGGGAUUCGAUUGUGACAGACGCAGAAGCAACCGGAGCAUUUCGACUCUUGCAUAAAGAGUAGUCCAAUAUGCAUAUAUAUAUAUAACAGAGAGGGAAUUAAAAGGAACAACUAAGAAAGGUUUAGGAAUUGAUUAUGGAUUAUGUCGGAGGGUUUUGUUGGUUUAAAUGUGUAAAUAUGUUGGAAAACAAAAAGUGGGGGAUUUUAAAAGGGAUUGUUAUAAAUUUUAGGGUUUUGGGUGUCCAUUUUCUAAAAUUUUGUAAUUAAAAGGGGGGAGAAAAGAGAGUGGUUAAUUUGGUGUCUUUAGUGAAAAUAAGAGCAUAUAGUGUAAUAUCUUCCUUAUUGUAUAACAAAAGGAAAGGCUCGAAAGAGUUUUGAAAUGUGAAGAUAUCAUUUCUACCCUUUUAUUUUUCUGUAUUGUCUCUUUUGUACAGAUGUAAAUUUUUAAAGGAGUUGAUCAUUUUUGGAGUCUUA
Arabidopsis lyrata subsp. lyrata is the source of this 1248-nucleotide messenger RNA. RefSeq lists its product as uncharacterized. Bases 309 to 830 code for a protein of 173 amino acids. The record is from RefSeq and is a predicted model, not a curated record. The transcript has 3 exons. NCBI's taxonomy places the organism in Eukaryota, Viridiplantae, Streptophyta, Magnoliopsida, Brassicales, Brassicaceae.